AUGGAUUACAUCGUCCCUGGCAAUGUUACCGAUGCUGAGUUUAGGCAGAUGUGGUUCGACUUUGAAUGGGAAAAUAAGGUGACUGUCAAUACACCAAUUACCGAUUUGCGAGAAUUCCUACACUACUUGUCAACUGUCACGAAUAUGAAGGUAUUGACGGGGGAUGCUGCAAUAGAAGGAGAUUGUGGAUUCCUUGCUGCUAACCUCUGUGCUCAUUCCAUCUUUGGCGAAGACGCUUUAGCGAAUGUUUCAAUAGAAAAGGCUUCUCCACUCGAUGAAGGAUCUCCGAUUGUUGGACACAUCCGAAUCCGAGCCAAGAGUCAGGGCAUGGCUCUUACCUUGGGUGAUAAGAUCAACAUUGCGCAACGAGACCGAAGGGCUGUGGCUGUGACGUAA
Messenger RNA from Cooperia oncophora, 396 nucleotides. The record is from the annotation of a GenBank genome assembly. Lineage: Eukaryota; Metazoa; Nematoda; Chromadorea; Rhabditida; Trichostrongylidae.